AUGAGUACGAUUUGCACAAAUAUCAUACUUCAGGGUCAGGAAGAAGAGAUUGCUCGUCUGCGCACAGAAGUCAGUGAUUUGGCUCGACAAGAGGCAACUAUUCAGGACAAGUUAGUAGAAAACAAACGCCGACUCGAGGCUAUAGAUGCCGAAAACCAACUAGCAAAGAUGCGAAUUGAAAAGGUGGGUUUUAUAAUCGAGUUCAAAUUCAUUUUUUUUAUUUUUUUAGUUUUGGACUAUCACUUCUUGGCAUUGUGUGUAUCUGUCUAG
Protopolystoma xenopodis is the source of this 270-nucleotide messenger RNA. The record is from the annotation of a GenBank genome assembly. NCBI's taxonomy places the organism in Eukaryota, Metazoa, Platyhelminthes, Monogenea, Polystomatidea, Polystomatidae.